AGCUAUAAGCUAGAAAAUUGAGGUUCAUAAGACAUGGGGUUUUUUUAAAAAAGGGGACCUGUCAGACAACCGUGCGACCACUCCGGAGAGGUCAAGACCAAGCCGGAUAGCGAUCCUCUACAGCACGGAGAGUCCGAGGACUGUCGUAGCCGUUAAUCACACUCAGAUCGCACGGCCAUGAUUCAUCAACCAGGUUUAGGGGCCUGUCUCCUUAGAAAUCAAGGAUACAGAGGUACGAGCCUAUAGAACAGAUCCUGUUCAAGUAAGGUCGUGACCACUACCUUCUUCUCUUCGCUAUAUAAACAACACAGUUUCUUUCCGUGUGUUCCGAUGUGGGAGGAAUAAACAACUUCAGAGUUCAGACAUACGAAGCUCAAAACAUCCAUACGUCAUCGUUUAGUUUAUCUCAAUGAACUGAAACAAAAAGGUUUCUUUCUCUCAAUCACAAUCGCAUUUGCUUACACUCUUUUGGAUUUGGUUUGCUAAAAUAUAUGUUUGAUCGGAAAGCUAGAGUCUUUGAUUUCAGCUACGGAUUUCCUUUGAAACUGAUUUGGCUUUUACUUGAAGAAUACUUUUUCCAAAAUGAAACCAUAACCGGUACAAAACCCGGCUGGUUACUCAUGGUCGGUCGGUGGUCAGUCGGUUCUUUUCAUCCAACAUUAAAAGUUUCAGAAAGAAACCAAAAUGGAGAAAAAAAUGAUACCAAUUUUAUCGGUUCAAUUCUACGUAAGUCUCGUAGAAAACCAAUUUAACCUAAACAAAUUUCCAAGUUGGUGAAGAUAUUAUAAAUUUAUAAUCAAGAUUAUUGAAUUUCAAUUUGAACCCAAACGAACCGAUGCUAGAAGCCUGGAACGUUGGUAUCUAUUCUGCCAUUAUACGCAACAAGGGUGUUGAAACAAUGAUUCAACUUCUGAUUUAAGUGGAGUGAAGGUGUUGAAAAACAAAUAUGAGGUAGUUUACUUUGUGUUGCAUUUAAGCUAUGUUCGUUUUCAUAUUUGGUGGAAAACUCGUUUUUACUAUAGAAAACACAAUUUUAUGAUUUUGAUGCAAAAACGUGAUUUUAUUGUUUUGCAAAGAAAAGUCAAUAUUACAGUGUUGGCAGGAAAUUUUUAUUUUACGGUUAAGCAUGAAAAACGUGGUAUUUUUCGUGGAAAAACGUAGUUUUUUAUGAAAGUUCGAUUUUAUAGUUUUGACGGAAAACUUUAAUUUUACUGUUUAGUUUUACAAUUUUGGCGAGAAAACAUGAUUUUAUGAUUUUGGUAGAAACCCAUGAUUUUCGGUGUCGACAUAAUAUAUAAUUUUUGGUUUUAAAUAUAUAUAACUAAUUAAUAUAAAAUUAGUUAUUUUAUACUUAUACUUGUACUGGCGUAUAUUUAAUUUUUUCGGAUUUUAAAAUGUUAAUUUUGCAUUCAAACUAUACAUUUUUGCAUCUAAAAUAUCUAAAUUUUCCAUAUGCAGCAUUUGGAUACAUAUGCAAUAUGUCCAAACUAGCAAUAUAUGAAUAUUUGCAUCCAACAUCAAAUAUGAACAUAACUUUAUUCAACUAGUUGAAAAAAGAAAUGGAGAUCACAUGUGUAUAUUAUAUUUAGUUUUAAAAUUAUUAGAUAUUUUUAAAAUAAUUGUGCUUUUAAAACAUUUUAAAACACCAGUUAUAAAUUAAACUACCAUAAAAUUGAAUUACCCAUAUAUUUUUUUAUCCAAAAUAUUUAAAGUUUCAUGGAUCAUUCGAAAGUACUGAAUUACCUAAAUAUUUAAAUUUAUAUGAAUUACCCGAUAUUUACCAGAAAAUAUUAUCUGAACCGAGCUUGGUGAGAAACAAGUAAAGAGACGAAACUUGUCGGUGGGUAAGUUUCGAAUGCGUUUUAUUAGAUCAGAAAAAUGUUUGUUGGUUACAAAUGAGAAAACGCCGAUGCUUAGAGAGGUGGUUGGGAAAAUACAAAGCAAAUAAACCCUAAUCCUAGCCGUCAACUUUGUAUGGUGAUGUUCGGAUUCCGUUCUUAUUGUCCCUUCCACUUCUUAUAUAGAUGGUCUGCAUUUCUCUUUCCCUUAGAUCGCCUUGUUCUAAUGGGCUUUAUCUUGUCGGGCCAAGUAACCAGGUCGUUAACUCGAGCCGCUGAGCUGGAUGCUUUUAGUCGCUUUUUUGGUCGGCUAAAAGUAAUCACAAACCAAGCUAAUGCAUUGUUCUCGAGAUUCGUAAAGCCGAACUGAUUCCUAGAUUUGAUGGACAGACCUGCUAUCUAAUAGGCUUUGUGGAUGGACAUAAUUCAUCUAAUAGAAAUAUAUAAAAAUCUAAUUUUAAAACUCAAAAUGCCUUAUAUCUACAACUCUUUCUGAUUGGAGGAAACAUGAACCCUCAGAAGAAAUAUUUUGAUAUGAUUAAAAAAAAAGAUUGUGGAAUCAUUUUGAGCCGAGCGAGCCAAAUAAACUCAAAGAUCAACAAAACUUGAUGCUUUAAGGUUUGGUAAUAACUAAUCAGUACCAGUCCACAUAAUCAUGUUCCCAUUUCAGUUCGACUUGUGGUUAAAACAGUAUUUGACUGCACUACUGCAGUGACGUUAAAAUAUAGAGAAAAUUACUAGAAUGUUACACAUUUUAUGGUUUAUUACUAGAAUGUUGUACAUCUUUGUUUUAUUAAUAGAAUGUUUUCUCUUUCCUAGUAAUUUACAAUAAGGGGCUUUUGUUAUGUUUUAUUUUCUGAAACUAAUUUUAAAGAUCAAAGCCACAUCAGUUAUUAAAAAUCCACAUCACAUCAGUUAUUUUCUGAAACCAAACCGUCUCUAUCACUAUCACUAUCAUACAUACGGUUUUGUCAAAAAAAGAAAAAGAAAAGAACACGAAGAACUGUGUUGUGUCGAAGAAGGAACCGCAAACCGAAAUCCUCUCACCCUUCGAAACCCUCGUCGACAUUGUUCUUUACUUCCUCGAACUCUCUCUAACUCUCUGUCGUUAAACUCUCUAUAACUCUCUGUCGUUGAACUCUGUCUCGUCGGAGUUUUUAGAAACCGUCGUCUGUACGAAAUCGCCUUCACCGCAUUCUCAUCAACGAGUUCAUCUUUUCCGGUAAGAUGUCGCGACGUUAUAUAUUGUAUUUUGGUUGAGUUUGUGGGUCAGUUAUAUAUUGCGACUGAGAUUGUUUGUGUUUUGGUUGAGGCUGUGAUAUGGGUGUGUCGAGGUUUUUGUUGCGACUGAGUUAGGGUUAUGUUGACUGUGCUAUGGGUUUGUCGAGGAUUUUGUUGUGUCUGAGUUAGGGUUAUGUUGCGGCUGAGAUAUGUGAUUGUCUAGGCUUUUGUUGUGUCUGAAUUAGGGCUUUUUGUUGUGGCUGAGUUAUGGUUAUGUUAUAACUGAGUAAUUAUUAUGUUAUGGCUGAGUUAUGGUUAUGUUAUAACUGAGUAAUUAUUAUGUUAUGGCUGAGUUAUAUAUAUGACCUAAUAUAUUUUAAUAUUAUGAUAUGGCUGUGUUAUUUUUAUGUUGUGGCUGAUUUAUUGUUGUGUUAUAUGAUCAGAUGGAUGUUAGUCAAGUCGAACCACGUGAUUACCCUCCAAGACUUUACCCUUCUAACCUAGAAGGUAAAGAUAUCAAUCAUAAUUUCCGUGCAGGACAUUUCCCCCACAUUAAAGAAACAAUAGGACUCGAUGUGUGGGAAGAACUGGUGAACUCUCCCAUUGGAGUAGUUGCUAGGCUACUUUCACGCGAAAGCAUUUGGUCUGGUAGGACCGUACACUAUCUGCUAUGUAGACAGCUGCGAGUGCAUAAAAACGAGAUAUGGUCUGUUGUGGUUGAUGAUGUUAUCAGGUUUAGCUUGCUCGAGUUUGGUGAGAUCACUGGGUUAAACACAGGUCCAUUGCCAACAGAAAGUUUUGAACCUGAUCAAUACAAAGAAUUUUGGGAGGAGUUGAAGGUGCCGCUUGGGAUGGGACCCAAGUAUGAUGAGCUGAAGGCAGCAUUAGAGUUCUGUCCUGGUUGGAGUUUUGAAAAGCGUAAGUGGUUGGGGAUGUUAUUUCUUCAAGCCAUGGGACUGUACUGUUUGCAUCACAAUUCAAGGAUACCCUUUCAAAGUGCAAUAAGGGUAUUCGACGAUGAAGCCAUGAGGUCGUAUCCAUGGGGUCGGACUGCAUACGAAGUUCUUGUUGACUCUCUGAAAACACUGUGUCCAGAUGGAAAGUCAUACACAGUAAGCGGCAUGAAGGACGUUUUAUUGGUUUGGGCGUAUGAGUCCAUCGUCUGUUUCGGUGAGAAGUUUGGGAGAGUGGUCAACAAUGAAGACGUUCCUCUUUUGCGAUGGGGUGGAAGGCGUACACGUUCAAGUUUUGAUACUGUCUUGUCUGACGAAAUCAAAGAUCAUGGCGAGGUCCGUUUGAGGAGAAUGGUUAUGAAGGAGUCAAUUGAAGAGAUGUUUCCUGUAUGGUCGGAUGAACCUGACGACCCACAACUCGUUAGGUUGGUAGAAGACAUACACGCAGGUAGAUACGUGAAAGGUUUCUGGGAAGUACAGAGGGAUGAGCAGGGGAAGGGGAAUGAGAAGAAGAAGAAGAAGAAAACGAAGGGAGUUUCAUCAGAAGCUGAGCCAUCAACAAAGAAGCAGAAGAAAGAAGCUGCUGAAACGAGAAAGGGUUCUAGCAAGGAGGAAGCUGUAUUGGACAAAGCGACUCUGACGAAUCUUGUGAGUGCUCUGCAGAAUAUUUCAGCAAAAUUUGACGCUUACGAUUUUGACCGGAACCGGCCAGUGAUGGACGAGAAGACCCUAGAUAACGUGGUGAAAGCUGUAGUGCAGCAGAGUCUGAAAGUUUUGGGGGAAAGGAAAAUUACCGACAACGAUGCUAAACUCUCCUCCGCCGGCGUAGAAAAAUCUUUAUCGGUGACAUCAUCACCUCGUAGGAGGUCGCCACCGGAAAAGUCGGACAAAAGUCCAGUGGUAGAACCGCAGGCCCAGGAGGAGAAGUCUGUAAAAACUCCAGUGACAGAACCGCGGCAGCAGAAAAAGCCUGUCAAAAGUCCAGAGCCGCCGCAGCAGAAAGAGAAGGCUGUCAAAAGUCCGGUGCCGCCGCAGCGGAAGGAGAAGGCUGUCAAAAGUCCGGUGCCGGCGCAGCAGAAACAGCAGAAGUCAGUCAAAAGUCCAGCGUUAGCUGAGACCCCUGCAAAGAAGAAUUCGGAGCUUGAGAAGGAUACAGUGGUGAGAAGGAUUUUGGGUGAUGAUUUUAAUGAAAUUGAUUUCAUCAGUGUUUCUCCUGCAAAGAUUACUAAGGAUGCUAAGGAUGGUAAGGAUGCCAACGUUCCAGCCUAUGGACGCGGCUUACGGGGCAAGGCCAAGCGUAUUGUUACUGUAAAGGAUAAGGCUAUCGAGGAUAAGAAAAAAGCACAGCGGGCAGAGGCUGCGUUGAAGAGGAAGGAGAAGCAAGAGGCUAAGAAAAAAGAGAACGAGGAGAAGAAACAGAAGAGAAAAGCGGCUGAGUUACAAAAGAAACAAGAGGCUGGGUUACAGAAGAAAAAGAAGGAAGACGAGGCUGAGUUACCGAAAAAAAAGAAGGAAAAAGAGGCUGAGUUACCGAAGAAGAAGAAAGAAGAAGAGGCUGAGUUACAGGAGUCUGAGGAAUGUGUUGUGACCAACGACGAAGUUCUUGCAGAAGAUAACGCAUUGGCGGCGGAGUCUGAUGUCGAGCCAGCUGAAUUGAUUAGAUCUUCCGUGAUAAAGGAACUUCGGGAGAAAUCAGUUAAGUUAUCUCCACAAGGGUUUUCAUUGACGAACCUUGAUUCAGCACCAGAUUUUCUGUACAUUGGAGACAAUGGACAGACGACUUGCAUGAGGAAGAACAUUACGCCUUCAUCAGUAAUAUACGACCCUUGCGCACCUGUUGAUCCGGCGCGACUGGAAAAACUGAAGCAACACAUUAAGGCAAUUCCACCCAAACCACCAGCACCUAAAGAUAAACCAGAAGAACCCUCAGCUGAUCAUGAGAGUGACUUCUACAGCAUACUCAUGCAUGAAAGACCGUGGCCUGACAAAGAAUAUGGAUGGGUGUUUGAUAAUGUAAGUCUUUAUUAAGGCUGACUUAUAUAUUCUAUAAAGGCUGACUUAUAUAUUUAAUUCAUUAUAUUACGGCUGACUUAUUAUUUUUCUUUGUCUAGCAUAUCGCUGCGUAUAUGAACGUCCUCAUACAAAGGUCCAUGCGAGAUCCCACUCCAUUCUGGUCCAAGCGGAUUGGUUUCAUAGACCCUUGGUUGUUAAGUUCUUGGGCUUCCCUCGAUUACAGACAGUUCAGGAUGAAACCUGCUUCGUUCAAGUUCAAAGACUGUGGUUAUGAAGCGUUGGUAAACGGGAGAUUCCCCGAAGAAUUUACAACAAACUUGAAGUGGUAUGCAGAUGUGGAUCACGUGUACGGAUGUCUUCAAACCGGCGGUAAUCACUGGGUGGCGUUUCACGUGGAUCUGAUCAAGGAGAAGAUAGAUUGCUACGAUCCAAUCUAUGGAGAGUCAACACCCGAAAGUGAGCAAAAAAUGCUAAAUGCUUUUAGACCUCUACUGGAGAUGCUUCCCUGGAUGUUGAAUGAGCUUAUUCCUGCCGAUCUCCGAAAGCAUUCUAGGAAGAGGUUCGCAUUCAGACGGAGGAGCAAAAGAUACAUUCCACAAAACAACAUGUCAGGUGAUUGUGGGGUUUAUUCGUUGAAGUUUGUGGAGUGUCUAGCGCUUGGUGUAACCUUUGAUGGCAUAAACGAUAGUAAUAUUCAAGGGUUACGGGUGAAGAUGGCAGCAGAUAUCCUCGAGGAAGGAGGAAAUGUUGGAAUGAACAAUUUGUUUUCAUAAUGAAACUGUGUUUGUUUGUGAACCUGUGUUUGUUGUUAUGUUAACUAUUUGACUUUGGAUAACUGUUGUAAUAACUCAGUCGUAUCGAUUAGUAAUACUCAGCCAGUACUCAUUGAUAACUCAGUCAUACCUCAAACAUACCCUAGAAUCAAAAUAAUUAAUAAUUUUUCAUUCGAAUGUUAUAUAUAAAGUCCAAUUAUCAAAAUAAUUAAUAAUAACUCAAUGUGUGAGCAUGAUCUUUGUUGACUAUACGAGUUUGGAAUCGAUUAUAAUCUUGAGGUAUAUGUUGUCUCUUACGAGUACCUAAAACUCUAGGCAGUGAUAUGAGGUGUGUGCAUGAUUCAAAACACGUAAACUGUUAUUGUGUUAUUUAUUAUGAAUUUGUGAUAUUUAUCAUAUCUUGUGGUUCGUACAUCAUAAAUCAUAACCCUAAACAAUCUUAUUCGGAACCCAAACCCUAAAUAACUAAACCCUAUACCCUAAACGGCAAACAACAAAUCAGCCGUAAAGGUCUUAAUAACUCAGCCUGUUAGUGUAAGUUAAUAUUUACAUAUGGCGCGAAAAUUUUAGAUAUUUUAUCUCGCGACCUUUAAUGUUCUAUACUUCCCCUAUAUAUAGCCCCCUUCUCUUGCACCUUCUCGCCUUAUCUCACUAGAAAACCUAAACAAUAUCUCUAUAUCGCCUUACAAAGUUAUGAUUGUUCCUGGUUAUUCAGAAAGGUUAGAGAACAGAGUCAAUGAGAUACUAAACUCUGAAAAUCGUGAAAACCUUCCCGUUCUAUACCCUGGCCCGGGUGUCUUGCUUGACAGCGUAAUCUGGUUUAAAUUUCUAAGCGAUCUCUCCCUGGCCAUCCCGUCGAUUUUAGCAGAAGGAUGGGUUCAUGAUUGGCCGACAUGGCGCGCCAUUCCCGAUCAUUUUAAGGAACACUGGUUUUUUCAACUCGCUGUAAGGACAACAUCUUUGAAUUGUUUUUGAUAUUAGACAUAAUAACAGCACUUACAUUUGGAAAUUGGUUUUUUGUUGUAGCGCAAACGCACAUGGGCACGAAGAUAUAAUUUUCAAGUUUGGACAAAUUUUAAUCUGGUGGCCAGAACGGUGUUUCGUUGUCAGAUGCGCCUCUUGAAGAGGAGGUGGGCACAUGGGGGUGAGAAGCCUGCGUGGAUGCUAACUAGAGUUUGGCGUGAUCUUGUCCACAUGUUUGAAGAAUUUGGUCCUGAUAAUUUUGGUUUUAGAAAUUGAUUUGUUGUUUUUGUUUGUAUUCAGCCGUCAAGUUUUUGUAAAGUUGUUUAACUCAGCCGUUAAGUUUCUAUAAAGUUGUUUAACUCAGCCAUUAAGUUUCUAUUAAGUUGUUUAACUCAGCCGUUUAGUUUCUAUAAAGUUGUUUAACUCAGCCGUUAAGGUUUUAUAAAGUUGUUUAACUCAGCCGGAAUUUUUUGUUCGACAUACAUAAUGGCAUAGCAAAAAACAUAAAAAAGAUAAGAUUCUGAUGCAGAGACAUCUUCACCACUUACUUGUGUCCCUAAACAGGCUUAUCGGUUCAAAAUCACGAAAGAACAAGGAAAUCUCUUUGAUCCAGAAACAGCGCUCACACAUGUUGUCGUCCUUAGUCACAUCAAUGUGCCAUAGGCAGAGACAUUGUCGGUCCACAACAUUUGCACAUUGGCAAAGGUAGAAGGACGGAACAUAAGUAGAAGUGAACAUGGCCUUAAUUUGACGGAACUCGUCAGUAUGCCACAAACCCCAUCCCCAUUUCGCAUCUCGAACAAGUUUCCCGAUCCUGUCAACAGUUGCUCUUGGAAUUCUCCGAAAAUACUGCGCAUCACCGUAAAAGAUUGCUUGAGUCAUAGCGUGUGUAUACACUGCACGCUCAUAUCCUGCAUCUGCUGCACGCUUGAGGAGAGAAAGGCCAUAAUCUUGCUCAUCGUAUAAGUAGAAAAACUGUACACCCUUUACAUAAAUUGUGCUUGGAUUGUUCUCAGCGUAGCAAGUUUUCAACAACUGAGAUGGCAUAAUGAGACCCCAGGGAAAGGAUAACACAUCGAAAUAAUGGUAUACCCUACGCAUCUCUGCUAACGCCUUCAUCGACCUGGACGAUGCUCUGAGGCGGUAGAGAUCUUGGAAGGAGUUACGGGCCACACGUUCAACCACCAUUGCCUGAAGAUCUUCAGACAAUUCAAGCAGAGGGAAAUAUUCCAUUUUCUCUGAGAGGACAGUUGUGUAAAAGAUAGAGAGUUGAAGAUGUGUAAUUGUUUGAGAAGUACCUUAUUUAUCUGCAGUUAACGGUUGUAGUUUCGUAUCGCGGCGUUUCUUAUUUCUUAUUUUGAGCGGGAAUUUAAUCCAUAACUCAGCCGUGUAUUACAAUAACUCAGCCUUAGUUGACUUCGCGACGUUUCGUGUUUCUAGCGGGGAAGUUUUUUUCAACUGCGUUUGAAUAAAAGAGCUGACAUUAGAAAUCACGACAAUUAUUAGGCGUGUGAGUAACAUUAUCUCAGCCAAUGAAGAUUAAUUUCUCUUAAUUUAAUUCGCUACUUUCGUAUUCCACUUUAUAAUCAAUAAUUACGUAGGGGCUAUUACGUAACGUAGGGCAAUUAAGUACGGACAUUUCGUUUUUCGAUGUCUGUGUCUCUCUUGAGUAAUGGGAAGCGGGCAAAUCAAUGAAAAUAAAAACCCAACCACAAUACAAAAUUUGAAAAACAUUAACGCAGCCGUCAUAGAACAUUAAAACAAAAAAACCCAGCCGUAUUACAACACAAAACCCAGCCGUAUUACAAUUAAUAAUCCAGCCGUUGUGCAAAUCAAUGAAAAUAAAACCCAGCCGUAUUACAACACAAAACCCAGCCGUAUUACAAAA
Messenger RNA from Brassica rapa (field mustard), 9649 nucleotides. RefSeq lists its product as uncharacterized. The record is from RefSeq and is a predicted model, not a curated record. NCBI's taxonomy places the organism in Eukaryota, Viridiplantae, Streptophyta, Magnoliopsida, Brassicales, Brassicaceae.